Molecule: messenger RNA, 2439 nt
Organism: Pyricularia pennisetigena
Lineage: Eukaryota; Fungi; Ascomycota; Sordariomycetes; Magnaporthales; Pyriculariaceae
Exons: 1
Coding region: 1-2439 (812 amino acids)
Biological process (GO): peptide metabolic process
Cellular component (GO): mitochondrion
Molecular function (GO): metalloendopeptidase activity
Source: RefSeq, a predicted model, not a curated record
AUGCUUAAGCUCCUCCGCCCUCGGCCUUGGGUUUGCAACAGCUGCCUGAACCGAGUGGCAUUACCACGACCAUACCCCGUCGGCCGUCGUAGCAUAAGAUGGCUGUCUACGGCGCAAAGCGCUGCUUCGGCGGCUCCGAUUCUCCCCGUCACACCGACUCCUGCUGACCAUACUACCAGCGGCGCUCACGACGACACCCUCCUCGGCAAGAUCUUUGACUGCUCUUCAGCAUGGCAAGACUUCUCAGCGAGGUCGGCCAAGUUUCCCACAGGGAAUGUAGGCCUCUUCCGGAAUGCAUAUCUCACCAGCCCAGAUGGUUUCCUCACGUUUGCGCAGUCGUCCCUUUCCAAGGCCUCUGCCAUUGUGGACCGCGUGCUGGGCGCAUCGACUAUUGAGGAGUACAAGACCAUAGUCAGGGAUCUAGACAGGCUCAGCGAUCUCCUCUGCCGUGUCAUCGACCUCUCAGACUUUGUGAGGGUCACUCAUCCCGACGUGCGCAUCCAAAGGGCCGCUUCUGAAGCGUGGUACAUGGUGUAUCAGUACAUGAACCAGCUCAACACCAUGACGGGGCUCAACGACCAGCUGGGGAAGGCCAUGGAGAACCCCGAAGUAACCAAGAGCUGGUCUGAAGAGGAGAUGGCUGUGGCUCAGCUGCUUAAAUUGGACUUUAUGAAGUCGGCCGUCAACCUGCCGCAAGCCGCGCGGGACAGGUUCGUCGAUCUAUCGCAGAGGAUAAGCGAGAUUGGGUCCGACUUUGUCAACGACAUGGCCCCUGAGCAACGCCGUAUCGUUCUCCCGAGCAGCAAGUUCCAGGGAAUGGAUCCACAAAUCGCGCGCAGGUUCACUAAGCACGGCUAUAUGCAGCUGCCCACUAUGAGCGGCGAAGCAGCCGCCGCCUUGCGUACUGUCCACGACGAGGAGACCAGGAAGGCCAUCUAUCUCGCCAUCAGGACCGCAUCAAGCCGGUCCGUGGGUCUCUUAGAGGCGCUGCUGAAGCACAGGGCUGAACUGGCCGAUCUCGCGGGAUUUGAAAGCUACGGCCACAUGACCCUCCGAGAUAGGAUGAUGGCCAAGACUCCGGAAUCGAUCAACAAAUUCCUUGUUGAGCUCUCUAAGAACAACGCUCCCAGGGUCCUGCAGGAGGUCGAUGGCAUUUUGCAAGAGAAGAGGAAUCUCCUCGCGUCUCCGUCGGCGGCGCUCAAUCCAUGGGACAGAGAAUAUUAUAUCCAACGUAUAAGAAACGCCCAGGGCAAGAAUGUGAAGCACGACAACUUCUUUGCAUCAUACUUUUCAGUGGGCCGCGUCAUGCAAGGCCUUUCGAGACUCUUCACUCGUCUGUACGGCAUUCGCUUCGUGCCGCGAGAGACGCUGCCGGGCGAAAAAUGGCACCCGGAUGUGCGCCGCUUGGACGUCGUGUCAGACACGGAUGGCCACGUAGCUGUCCUGUACUGCGAUUUAUUCUAUCGUGAAGACAAGUCACCUAACCCUGCUCACUUCACCAUCCGCUGUUCUCGCGCUAUAUCGGAGGAUGAGAUCUCAGAGGCAGCCGCCAGCACGAGUCGAGGCGGCCCAAUCUUUGAGUCACCGGAGUCGGCAGCAAACGACGGCAUGGCUGCAUCGCGCGGGGCCGGUGGAGGCCCGCUGAAGCAGCUCCCGACCAUUGCGCUGGUGUGCGACUUUCCCCAGCGUGACAAUCCCCUCAGCGGCUCCAAGAGCAAGCCUGCAUCCCUGACUUUUGCAUCACUCGAGACCCUGUUCCACGAGAUGGGGCACGCCAUCCACUCCAUCCUAGCCCGGACAUCGUUCCAGAAUGUGGCAGGCACGCGAUGCGCAACCGACUUGGCCGAACUGCCGUCCACCCUGAUGGAAUAUUUCGCAUCGGACCCGUCAGUGCUGUCGUUGUUUGCUCGGCACGCCGAGACGGACGAGCCGUUAGACUACGACCUCUUGGCCGAGCGUGUCCGCUCCAGAGGCCUGUUUGAGGGCUGCGACACGGACUAUCAAAUAAUGCUGGCUAUGCUGGAUCAGGUGUACCACUCGCCCCUGGCCUCGUCGGAUUCGUUCGACACGACACGCGUCUACCACGACCUGCAGCGCAAGCACAGCCCUCUGGGACCAGACCCUCCGUCGACGCGCUGGCAGGGCUUCUUCGGUCACCUGUUCGGCUACGGGAGCACCUACUACAGCUACCUGUUCGACCAGGUGCUCGCGGAGCGGGUGUGGAAGAAGGUCUUUUCGUCGGGCCAGGACGGUGCCGCGCUGAGCAGGGAGGCCGGCGAGCACCUCAAGGAGAGCCUGUUGAGAUGGGGUGGCAGCCGUGAACCGUGGCGCUGCGUUUCGGACGUGCUCCGGGAUGAGAGAAUCGCCGGCGGUGGCGAGGAGGCCAUGGCUCUGGUUGGCAGUUGGGGGACCAGCAAUAAGUCAACCAUGAAGCACUGA